Messenger RNA from Hyaloscypha bicolor E, 4677 nucleotides. Its product is annotated as putative DNA topoisomerase 2. NCBI's taxonomy places the organism in Eukaryota, Fungi, Ascomycota, Leotiomycetes, Helotiales, Hyaloscyphaceae. Gene Ontology annotation, molecular function: DNA binding; ATP binding; DNA topoisomerase type II (double strand cut, ATP-hydrolyzing) activity. Gene Ontology annotation, cellular component: nucleus. Bases 1 to 4677 code for a protein of 1558 amino acids. The record is from RefSeq and is a predicted model, not a curated record. Gene Ontology annotation, biological process: resolution of meiotic recombination intermediates; sister chromatid segregation; DNA topological change. The transcript has 4 exons.
AUGAAUAUGGAUGGUGGGGCAGACAUAAAGCCCAUGAAAAAGAAGGAUGCCACAGACCAGUAUCAGAAACUCACCCAGCUUGAGCACAUCAUAAAACGUCCCGACACAUACAUUGGUUCAGUCGAGCGUGCAACAGAGAUAAUGUGGGUCUUCAACACAGAGACAUCGCAGAUGGAACUUCGAAAGGUGUCCUUCGUUCCUGGUCUCUAUAAGAUUUUUGAUGAAAUCCUUGUCAAUGCUGCCGAUAAUAAGCAGCGCGAUUCGAGUAUGAAAGUCAUCAAGGUUACUGUAGACCGUCAAAAUGGACAAAUUAGUGUCGAAAACGACGGAGCUGGUAUCCCCAUUGAAAUCCACAAGAAAGAAAAGAUAUACAUCCCCGAGAUGAUCUUUGGCCACCUCUUGACUGGAUCCAACUACGAUGAUGAUGAGGAAAAGACUACCGGUGGUCGAAAUGGUUAUGGUGCCAAGCUUUGCAACGUCUUCAGUACCGAAUUCACACUAGAGACACAGGACUCCAACUCUGGCAAGAGAUACAAGCAAACGUGGACCGAAAACAUGAGCAAGAUGGGAAAGGCCAAGAUCACAUCCAGCAAAUCAUCUGAUUUCACCCGAGUAACCUUUACUCCUGACUAUGCGCGAUUCAAGAUGGAUGGUAUCGACGACGACUUCGAAGCCCUGGUUAAGCGCCGAGUCUACGACAUGGCAGGAACUGUCAAGGGCGUCAAGGUGUUCCUCAAUGGCGUUCCGAUCAAGUUGGACUUCAAGAAGUACAUCGAAAUGUACGCCAAGGCCAUCGGCAAGGAACGCGGCGUCGAGGAAGGUGGAGAAGCAGCUGUCAACUCAGUUAUUAUUGAGGAUUCAAAGGCACACGAUAUGAAGUGGGAGAUUGGUUUUGCAGUCUCUGAUGGAUCUUUCCAGCAAGUGUCCUUCGUCAACUCCAUUGCCACAACUUCUGGCGGGACACACGUCAACUACAUUGCAGACCAGAUUUGCGAAAAGCUCUUGGAAGUUGUGAAGAAGAAGAACAGCAAAGGUGCUGCCUUGAAAACCAGCCAAAUUAAGAACCACAUCUUCCUCUUCGUCAACUGCUUGAUCAUCAAUCCGGCCUUCACUUCCCAGACCAAGGAGCAGCUGACCACCAAGCCAAAGGCGUUUGGCAGCAAAUGUGUUCUGACAGAAGCUUUCUUGAAGAAGAUUGGCCAGACCGACGCGGUCCAAAACAUCUUGAAUUUCCAGCAAGCCAAGGCUGACCAGCAGCUGGCGAAGAGUGACGGUAACAAGCGAUCGCGAAUGAACAACCCCAAGCUCGUCGAUGCAAAUCUUGCUGGUACUAAGCGUGGCCACGAAUGUACCUUGAUUCUGACUGAGGGUGAUUCUGCCAAGGGUCUCGCUGUUGCAGGCCGAGCAAUCUUGGAUCCUGAUCGCAUCGGUGUUUUCCCUCUUCGAGGUAAAUUACUCAAUGUUCGAGAUGCCAGUGUCGACCAGAUCUCAAAGAAUGCCGAAAUUCAGAAUAUCAAGCAAUUUCUGGGUCUGAAGCACAAGCAAGUCUAUAAGGAUACGACUGGACUUCGAUAUGGACAUCUCAUGAUCAUGGCUGAUCAGGAUCACGAUGGCUCUCAUAUCAAGGGUCUUCUGAUUAACUUCCUCCAAGUUCAAUUCCCUAGCUUGCUCAAGCUUCCAGACUUCUUCCGAGAGUUUAUUACUCCCAUUGUCAAAGUCUGGAAGGGACCAAAUCCGAAGAAGCCUAUUAGCCCAAAAUCCUUCUUUACUCUGCCCCAGUACGAGGAGUGGAAGGAGCGACACACCAAUGACAAAGGCUGGAAACACAAGUACUUCAAGGGUUUGGGUACCAGUUUGCCUGAAGAUGCUCAGAUCUAUUUUAGCAAUUUGGAUGACCAUCUUCGUGAGUUCGAGACCAUGAAGCCGGAAGAAGAGGAAAUGAUCGAUCUGGCUUUCUCGAAGAAGAAGGCCGAUGCACGCAAGCAAUGGCUUGGAAACUUCCUUCCCGGAACCUAUCUCGACCAUUCCACCAAGACUCUCACCUAUAACGACUUCGUCAACAAGGAAUUGAUCCUCUUUAGUAUGGCCGACAAUCUCCGUUCUAUCCCGUCAGUCAUUGAUGGGUUCAAGCCUGGACAGCGGAAGGUUAUGUAUGCUUGUUUCAAGCGCAAUCUCACCCGCGAUAUGAAGGUCGUCGAAUUGGCUGGUUAUGUCUCCGAAAAUACAGCAUAUCACCACGGUGAAGCAUCCAUGCAUAUGACUAUUAUUGGCCUCGCACAAAACUUUGUGGGCUCGAAUAACGUCAAUUGUCUUGAACCUAGUGGAUCUUUCGGUUCUAGACUUGCUGGAGGAACCGAUGCUGCAUCGCCUCGUUACAUCUUCACUCGAUUGUCCCCAUUUGCUCGCCGGGUGUUCUCCUCCCACGAUGAGCCCAUCUAUGAACACAAUGUUGAUGAUGGCCGACUCAUCGAACCAACAAUGUACUGUCCGGUCAUUCCCAUGGUUCUCGUCAAUGGGGCCGAUGGUAUCGGCACUGGCUGGAGUACUACCAUUCCAAACUACCACCCUGUUGAUAUCGUCAACAAUCUAAAGCGUCGCAUGGGCCGAUUGGAUGGCGAUUCGGAAGAGAAGCCAUUCACGACUAUGAUUCCUUGGUUCCGAGGCUGGAAGGGAACUCCCGAAGAAGCCGGACCUAAUCGAUACUCCUUCAAUGGUGUCAUCAAGGAAGUCGGAAACAACGAAGUCGAAAUCACUGAAUUGCCAAUCCGCAUGUGGACUGAUGAUUUCAAAGCCAAAUUGGAGGACAUCAUCAAGGGGGAGAAGGUCCCUUCAUUCAUCAAGGACUACAAAGAAUACAACGACCACAAGAGUGUCCAUUUUGUGAUCCAGAUGGAUGAGAAGCAUAUGAAGGCUGCACUUACUGAUGGUCUUUCUGAGAGAUUUAAGCUCAACAAGACCGUUGCAACUUCUAACUUGGUUGCGUUUGACACUAGAGGCCAAAUUCGGAAGUAUGAGAAGGUCGAAGAUAUCUUGGAGGAGUACUACGUUUACCGCAUGGCCAUGUACACGAAGCGCAAGGCAUAUUGGUUGGCCAAGAUCAAUACCGAAUAUCGCAAACUCAAGAAUCAAGCUCGUUUCGUCAUGGAAAUCAUCGAAAACAAGCUUGUCGUUUCGAAGAAGAAGAAGCCCGUUCUUGUUGCUGAGUUGCGAAAGCGUGACUAUGAAGCCUUCCCGAAGGUCACUGGAGCCCAAAAGGCUGGCGAGACUGAUGAUGUCGUCGAGAACGAAGAGGAGGUGGCUGCCGACGAGGAUUCAGGUGCUAGAGAUUUUGAUUAUCUUCUCGGAUUACCAAUCUGGUCUCUCACUCAAGAGCGUGUUGACAAGCUAAAGAAUCAAAUGGUUAGCAAGAAGGAGGAGUAUGAUGCUUUGGAGAAGCUCAGUGAGAAGGAUCUGUGGUGCCAAGAUCUCGAUGCCUUCGUUGCAGAAUGGGAAUUGCAACUGAAGGAGGAGGCAGACUACCAAAAGUCAAUCCGCAACACGAAUCGUCGGGCAUCUCGCAAGAUUGGAGCAGGAAAGAACGUUACUGGCCGAGGUCGUCCGAAGCAAGAUGAGGAGUACAAUCCCAAACCUGCCAAGUCGGGUCCGUCCAAGGUUGUCAAGGUCGAGCAGAAGCCACAUCAACGAUUCCUCAGCAUGUUUGAGAACAAGCCGAAGCCUAAACCAAAGGCAAGCCCUAUGGGAUCCGAUGGUGCUGAAGAUGAUGAAGUCUCGGGAAUGUCUGAUGGCGAUUUCGACAUGCUCAGAGCCGACAAAGGUAAACCUGCCGCUGAAAUCAAGGAAGGCUCCAGAGCACCCAGCGAGCAACCUGCGAAUGGCCGUGUCAAGCGUGCUGCUGCUGCGGCUCCCAAGAAGUGGAUCAUCGAAGAUGAUGAGUCCGAGAGUGAGGGCGGUGGAGAAUUUGACGUCGGCGAUAUGGUCAAGGGUAUCGGUGGAGCAGACCUCGUGGACACCAACGGCCAAAACGGACGUCUCUCCCUCUUUGCCAUGUCGCGGCCAGGUAGCAGCCAUGGUCGUGCAACCAGCGAGGCCUUGCCAAAGCUGAAGUCGAAGCCCAGCAAAAAUUUCUUCAACUUGAGUGACGACGAUGAUGCCGCUGAUGAGACAAACUACGAAAUGCUUGCCAAGUCCUCUCCCAACAAGACAGCUGCCGCCAAGAAUACCCUUGACAGCUACCUCUCCGACAGCGAUGACUUGGCGGUGGUGCCAGUUACCAAGAAAGUCCCUGUGAAGGCUGCUGCGCCCGUCGCAAAAUCAAAACCAGGACGACCGAAGAAGGCACCCGCUCCGAAGGCUGUCGAAGCUGCCCAAACCAAGCCGGCCACCCUUUCUCCUGCAGCCAAGGCGUAUGCUGCCAAGCAAAAUAAGAUGAAGCUCCCCGCCAAGAGAAAUGUCAUUAGUGACGACGAAGAUGAAGACGUCGGUAUGGAGGAAGCUGACUCCCCGGCUCCCAAGCCAGCCGUAAAGGCCCGAGGCCGCCCUCCACGUGCUGCGGCAGUCUCCAAGCCGAAGAAGCCCAUCUAUAUCGACUCGGAUGAUGAUGAGAUGGACAUUGAUGACAAUGACGAAUCUGCCCUGGUCGACGAGGCCAGCGAGGAUGACUUUGAUGAUAGUGAUUAA